CAUGUGCAUUCAUUCCGUUCCGACACCGACACGUUUUACUCGUUUUACUCAUAUAUGCUCAUGUAAUGACAAGCCAGGAAAGUUAUUCCUAGUGAAGUUAAAAAAAUGACAGAUAUUUUGUACGAAACAAGAAAAUUUAUCUCUGAUUGUUGGGCAAAUAUAUUUGCUGAAGUAUGUGGCACAGUUGUUUAUAUAGAUAAUUGUGCAGCCGAAUGUUUACAUUGGUACACAGCUGGCAAAGGUUAUUUGGCACUAAAAGAUGCUGGAGCAAUUGCAGUUCACGAACUCGGCAUGUACCACUUUCGAUAUGUCGAGGUUAAAGACACCAAGAAAGCUGUUAUUGUGUCAACUGCUGAUGAUCCAGCGUUUUAUCAACGAACAAUCAAGAUGAUUCUAGCAAAAAAUGUAUUUGAAAGUUGCACAAUAUAUUGUAGUGCUCCUUGUUCCACUACUGAUUCUCCACAGAUUAUUCACCUUCCAACAGAAGAGAAACUGAAUUAUAACGAACUAAAAAGGGACAUUAAAGCUUGGAUGUCUUCAAAAAAUCUGUCGCAAGAACCUUCUGUGAACAUUGUGCACGUGCCAAUGUUUAUAGCCCUUUUAGACAAGAAUUUGUUUGUUACACCUCCUUUUGGAGAUCUAAUGCCACCCUUAGACACAACUUUUACAAAAGAUACAUUUUCCAAAUUAAAUUUUUUAGCAAAUUCUUUCUAUAAAUUCUUUAAUAGCAUAAAUGCCAAAUUAGAUAUUUAUGCACUUGGGAAACUGAGCAAUCUCCUUGCACAGAAUUUAGCAAACUACAUUGCUAGUACCGAUCGUCGAAAUGUGAGUAGUGAAAUGCAUUCAUCAGCAGCUCAAGAUAUUGGAUUAUCUCUUAUUUUAAUGGACAGGACAUUAGACCUCUGUACACCAACUAGCAAUAAUAUGGAAUCAUUUCUUACAAAAAUAUUACGAACAUUCCCUAGAUUACCGCAGCACAAUAAUGAUGUAUCAAUUAACAUGUCACCUAUAGUUGGACCAGUGGAGGGAAGUUUACGAGCGUGCGAAGUACCAGGAUGUUUGGCCAGCAUAGAUAAAUCUACAAUUCAUCUUUUUAUUUUGGAAAAAGAAAAAAAGUUGUUAACAGUGGCCAAUGAGUCGUUAAACGAUAUAGUUUCUACGCAAGAUAAUCCAAAAUUGAGGACACCGACGAGAAUUUCGGGCCAUCGUUUAGAGAAAGCUGUUAAUAAACUUCGUACUACAAACAGUAUCGAUUCUAUUAUGGCUUAUAAAGAGAGGUUGCAGAGUAUCUUGGCGAUAGUCGAAGCAUCAACGUCUCAGAAGGCUGGUCAACUCGAAUUACUUACUAGUUUAGAGAAACUAGUGUUGCAAAAUCUCUCCGUGAGCCGCGAAUCCUCGAGUAUACUCGCGCAACUGAGUGACGUUAUACAAACACGAAUUGACAGAGGACUUGACACUGAAAAUCUAUUAGCGUUGUUAAUACACGUUUAUGCCCUUGCGGGAACGCAAAUCCGUUUUUCCACGCAGCAAGAACGCCAAUUAGAAGAAUCGAUCGCGGAUGCAAUUUUCGAGGACUUAAAAAUUUUCAAGGAAAACCCAUCUGCUAAUACAACAUCAACCUACCAGCGAACUUUAUUGCUGUUAGGAGUGAAUGACGUAGUCGCAGCUCGAGAAACUUCCUACAGGAUAGCAUCCCGUAUUAUCGGUAUUCUUCAAUUGGUUGCACAACAACGUUCGACUCUACAAGAUUACAGAUUUUGUAUGAUAAAACCAAACGCGCAAGAGGCGAUUCGACGAGUUAGUAUUUUGGAACAAAUAACUAGGGACAUACUUUGUGCGAGCGCAGGUCGAGAGCUGUACAAUCUUUGUAAAAGAUCGUCUCCGUUUCUUUUAGGUGGUUUCAAUUUUCUAUUGAGAGGUAAAGAAGAAGCAAAGCUUCAUCCUCAUGAUAAUCCUUAUAUUUUAAUAUACGUUAUCGGAGGAAUCACAGCAGAAGAGGCAAAAGUAAUUCAAGAAAUGACAUUGAGUCAAAAUAAUGACAAAAUGCCAUGUAUAAUGUUAGCAGGAUCCAGGUUGUUAAAUCCUUUGGAUAUAGUGGACAACAUACUCUUUCAGUGA
Molecule: messenger RNA, 2118 nt
Organism: Hylaeus anthracinus
Lineage: Eukaryota; Metazoa; Arthropoda; Insecta; Hymenoptera; Colletidae
Product: sec1 family domain-containing protein 2-like
Exons: 10
Coding region: 106-2118 (670 amino acids)
Biological process (GO): vesicle-mediated transport; intracellular protein transport
Source: RefSeq, a predicted model, not a curated record